Triplophysa rosa is the source of this 1992-nucleotide messenger RNA. RefSeq names its product zinc finger and BTB domain containing 8B (gene zbtb8b). Gene Ontology annotation, molecular function: DNA-binding transcription factor activity, RNA polymerase II-specific; protein binding; RNA polymerase II cis-regulatory region sequence-specific DNA binding. The record is from RefSeq and is a predicted model, not a curated record. Lineage: Eukaryota; Metazoa; Chordata; Actinopteri; Cypriniformes; Nemacheilidae. Gene Ontology annotation, biological process: regulation of transcription by RNA polymerase II. The transcript is spliced from 4 exons. The coding region runs from base 63 to 1616 and encodes 517 amino acids.
GUGGUGAAGCAGGAAGACAUUUUUAAAUGACCACCACGAACAACAAUCAAACCAUGAACUAAAUGUAUGUUAAAACGGAUUCCUGUCCAGAAUCCCCGUUGCGCGUAUUAGAGAGAAACGCAUGGCUAUACAGUAACAUGGAAGUUCCUUCCUACCUGUCCAGACUUCUGUCUGAGCUGAACGAGCAGCGUAAGCGGGACUUCUUCUGUGACUGCAGUAUCAUAGUCGAAGGACGUGUUUUCAAGGCCCACCGUAAUAUUCUCUUCGCCAGCAGUGGUUAUUUUCGUGCCCUUCUGAUGCAUUAUUUGCAGGACAAUGUCCAAAGACACAGCACGGCGUCUCUGGACAUUGUCACAGCUGAGGCGUUCUCCUCCAUCCUGGACUUUCUGUAUUCGGGGCGGCUCGACCUGCGAAGCAACAACGUCAUUGAAAUAAUGUCAGCUGCAAGCUACCUCCAGAUGACCGACGUGGUGAACUUCUGUAAGGGCUACAUAAAAUCAUCUUUGGAGAUCUGUAACCGUGAGGGGGAGAGAUGCAAGCGUAGAGAGCAGUCGGAUGAUAGCGCGAUCCCAGUCACGAGUGCAUCCACUUCUGAAAUAGACCAAAGGAGCUCUCAGGUCACAGAGGCCCUCAGCCCUGAUGAUGCUCCGACGGCUGCUCUCUCCACACCGGCAGCCAUUAGCAGCAAAGACUCAGAGAGUGAGAGCUCACAAGGAGGAUUUCCUAACCAACCACCUAUGAAUGCUCCAAUAAAGAGUGCUUCAGGCCCAGAUUUGAUCAACUCAUCCACCCCGGGUCUGCUUUUGGGGUUGGUGCACCCAAAAAUUGAGUAUGACCCUGAUGAAGAGGGCGAGUCUUCGCAGGAAUCCAAAGACACGGUUCUUUAUCGUGGCCCAAAUAACGACGGGGAAAGACCAGACGAUGGUAGCCCGGCUCCAAUCACAGAGCACUCCAAUUUAUUUGGUACCUGUCCAAUGAAGCAGUUCCCAGAUGUGGUGUUUCGAGGUGGAGCCAGUCACAACCGUGAUGAGAACUUUUCACAGAGUAUGGGGUAUUCUGGAGGAUUCGGUCGUGUGAAUGACGUGCUUGGUGCCGGGGGUCCCUGUGGUAUGGAGAUUCAGAAUGACUGGUAUGGGGAUGACCCAGGGAGGCUGCACAAAUGUCCAUUCUGCCCAUACACGGCCAAACAGAAGGGCAUUUUAAAGAGGCACAUCCGAUGCCACACAGGAGAAAGACCGUAUCCUUGUGAGGUCUGCGGCAAGCGAUUUACACGACAGGAACAUCUGCGCACUCAUGCUAUAUCUGUCCAUCGCUCCACUUGGCCCAUUGUGUGUAAAGGCUGUCGGCGUGUGUUCUCAGGCAUCGUGUCCCAGGGAAUGAAGCGAUUUGGACUUUGCGAUGGCUGUACCUUUGUUACUACAACAAAUGAGGAUCCCUCCUCUAUGAACCUCAGUAUCCAAAAUGAGGCUGUUGAGAGGUGCACUAGAGAUUCUGAUUGGUCCGUGUUCAUUGUGGAAGGAGAUGAAGCUGAGCCUAGUGCUAUUACUUCUAUACAGGAAGAGGACGAUAAGCAGAAUGUUGCCAGACAGCUUGCAGACAAUGGCACUCUGUUGUAGAUUAAUUUGCAUUUCUGUGGUAGCAUUUCUCCACACACAACUAUAGCUAUUUUGGGGGGGUUAGAAAGGAAGGAAAUCAGUUCAAGGACCAUUUUUAUGGUCGUGCCAUCUUUUUUACAUCUGUUGUGAGAAUGAAGUCUGUGCCAGAAAUAUUGUUUUGUCGAACUUAAUAAUGAAGCAUAGUUUUGUACACUUAAACACAGUUAUUUAAUUUAUUAUUGGGUUGUUUUACCAGUGUAUAACCUUUGCUAUUUGCCCAAAAAUCAAAGUCAUUGUUUAUUGCUCAUUUGUCUUUAUUUGAGACGUAUAUUUAUUUUGAAAUAUAAGGAAACAAAACUAUUAAAAACGAAUGCAUACAACUCUUGCAGUUCAUUCG